Molecule: messenger RNA, 3231 nt
Organism: Archocentrus centrarchus (flier cichlid)
Lineage: Eukaryota; Metazoa; Chordata; Actinopteri; Cichliformes; Cichlidae
Product: protein NLRC3-like
Exons: 9
Coding region: 1-3231 (1076 amino acids)
Molecular function (GO): protein binding
Source: RefSeq, a predicted model, not a curated record
AUGGAUCAGUGUGAGGACAGAGAGGAGGGAGUCCCUCCCUCUAAAACCACUCUGUGUGGGGAACAUGAGAGCCAGACCAAAGCUCAGAGGAACCAACCUGAACCUGAACCUGGACCUGGACCUGAACCUGAACCUGAACCCAGCUGUGUGUCCUUAAAGAGCGACCAGUCUAAAUUUGACCUCAUUGAUUUUAAAGGACAGCAACCUUCUGCUGCAGAGAGAGUGGAUCAGGAGAGCUCAGAGGUUCCCAGUGGUCAGUCUGCCCAGCAGCAUCAAACACAGCUGGACUCCAUAUUUAUGCUGCUGGAGGAAAAUAUCAUCUGUUUUGUGAAGAACGAGCUGAAGAAAAUCCAGAAGGUUCUAAAUCCAGAUUACCCAGAAUCCUUAGAGAGUCAGAAGGAGGAUGAGGAGCUGUUGGAGGUUGAGGAAGAAGCAAGCAAAAAGGAAAACAGAGAAGCAUUUGUGAAGAUCACACUGCACUUCCUGAGAAGAAUGAAGCAGGAGGAGCUGGCUGACCGUCUGCAGAGCAAAAUGUUUGCUCCACUCUGUCAACAUGAGCUUAAAGCUCAGCUCAAGAAGAAGUUCCAGUGUGUGUUUGAGGGCAUCGCUAAAGCAGGAAAUCCAACCCUUCUGAAUCAGAUCUACACAGAGCUCUACAUCACAGAGGGAGGGGCUGCAGAGGUCAAUGAUGAACAUGAGGUCAGACAGAUUGAAACAGCAUCCAGGAAACCAGAAACAACAAUCAGACAAGAAGACAUCUUUAAAGGCUCACCUGGAAGAGAUGAACCAAUCAGAACAGUGCUGACAAAGGGAGUGGCUGGCAUUGGGAAAACAGUCUUAACACAGAAGUUCACUCUGGACUGGGCUGAAGACAAAGCCAACCAGGACAUCCAGUUCAUGUUUCCAUUCACUUUCAGAGAGCUGAAUGUGCUGAAAGAGAAAAAGUUCAGCUUGGUGGAACUUGUUCAUCACUUCUUUACUGAAACCAAAGAAGCAGGAAUCUGCAGCUUUGAACACUUCCAGGUUGUGUUCAUCUUUGAUGGACUGGAUGAGUGUCGACUUCCUCUGGACUUCCACAACACUGAGAUCCUGGCUGAUGUUACAGAGUCCACCUCAGUGGAUGUGCUGCUGACAAACCUCAUCAGGGGGAACCUGCUUCCCUCUGCUCGCCUCUGGAUAACCACACGACCUGCAGCAGCCAAUCAGAUCCCUCCUUGGUGCACUGACAUGGUGACAGAGGUCAGAGGGUUCAGUGACCCACAGAAGGAGGAGUACUUCAGGAAGAGAUUCAGAAAUGAGGAGCAGGCCAGCAGGAUCAUCUCCCACAUCAAGACAUCACGAAGCCUCCACAUCAUGUGCCACAUCCCAGUCUUCUGCUGGAUCACUGCUACAGUUCUGGAGGAUGUGCUGAAAACCAGAGAGAGAGGAGAGCUGCCCAAGACCCUGACUGAGAUGUACAUCCACUUCCUGGUGGUUCAGGCCAAAGUGAAGAAGGUCAAGUAUGAUGGAGGAGCUGAGACAGAUCCACACUGGAGUCCAGAGAGCAGGAAGAUGAUUGAGUCUCUGGGAAAACUGGCUUUUGAUGAGCUGCAGAAAGGAAACCUGAUCUUCUAUGAAUCAGACCUGACAGAGUGUGGCAUCGAUAUCAGAGCAGCCUCAGUGUACUCAGGAGUGUUCACACAGAUCUUUAAAGAGGAGAGAGGGCUGUACCAGGACAAGGUGUUCUGCUUCAUCCAUCUGAGUGUUCAGGAGUUUCUGGCUGCUCUUCAUGUCCAUCUGACCUUCAUCAACUCUGGAGUCAAUUUGCUGGAAGAACAACAAACAUCUUUCCAUGACUUUGAAAGGAAAAUAUCUGCACAGACACACCUCUACCAGAGUGCUGUGAACAAGGCCUUACAGAGUCCAAAUGGACACCUGGACUUGUUCCUCCGCUUCCUCCUGGGUCUUUCACUGCAGACCAAUCAGACUCUCUUACGAGGCCUGCUGACACAGACAGGAAGUAGCUCACAGGCCAAUCAGGAAACAGUCCAGUACAUCAAGAAGAAGCUCAGUGAGAAUCUGUCUGCAGAGAAAAGCAUCAACCUGUUCCACUGUCUGAAUGAACUGAAUGAUCGUUCUCUAGUGGAGGAGAUCCAACAGUCCCUGAGAUCAGGACGUCUCUCCACAGAUAAACUGUCUCCUGCUCAGUGGUCAGCUCUGGUCUUCAUCUUACUGUCAUCAGAAGAAGAUCUAGAUGUGUUUGACCUGAAGAAAUACUCUGCUUCAGAGGAGGCUCUGCUGAGGCUGCUGCCAGUGGUCAAAGCCUCCAACAAAGCUCUGUUGAGUCUCUGUAACCUCUCAGAGAGAAGCUGUGAAGCUCUGUCCUCAGUUCUCAGCUCUGAGUCUUCUAGUCUGAGAGAGCUGGACCUGAGUAACAAUGACCUGAAGAACUCAGGAGUGAAGAUUUUGUCUUCUGGAAUCUGGAGUCCACACUUUGAACUGGAAACACUCAGGCUGUCAGGCUGCCUGAUCACAGAAGAAGGUUGUAAGUCUCUGGUCUCAGCUUUGAGCUCCAACCCCUCCCAUCUGAGAGAGCUGGACCUGAGCUACAACCAUCCAGGAGAGGCAGGAGUGAAGCUGCUGCAGCAGCUAAAAAUAGAGAUAGUCAGGGUGGAGCCUGCUGGAGUCCGAUGGCUGAUCCCAGGUCUGAGGAAGUAUUCCUGUCAACUCACAAUCGACACAAACACAGUGAACACAAACCUCAAACUGUCUGACAACAACAGGAAGGUGACACAUGUGGAGGAGGUUCAGUCAUAUCCUGAUCAUCCAGACAGAUUUGAUUAUUGGCCUCAGCUGCUGUGUAGAGAUGGUCUGACUGGUCGCUGUUACUGGGAGGUCGAGUGGAGCGGAGAGGUUCAAAUAUCAGUGAGUUACAGAAGAAUCAGUAGGAAAGGAAACAGAGAUGAGUGUGAGUUUGGAAGGAAUGAUCAGUCCUGGAGUCUGAACUGUUCUGACGUUAAGGGUUACAUCUGUAACAACAACCAAGAAACUUCCUCCUCUUACUCCUCCUCCUCCUCCUCUGUCUCUAACAGAGUAGCAGUGUAUGUGGACUGUCCUGCUGGCACUCUGUCCUUCUACAGAGUCUCCUCUGACACUCUGAUCCACCUCCACACCUUCAACACCACAUUCACUGAACCUCUUUAUCCUGGAUUUGGGUUCUGGUUUCCUGGUUCCUCAGUGUCUCUGUGCUGA